Molecule: messenger RNA, 2908 nt
Organism: Lonchura striata (white-rumped munia)
Lineage: Eukaryota; Metazoa; Chordata; Aves; Passeriformes; Estrildidae
Gene: FAM221A
Product: family with sequence similarity 221 member A
Source: RefSeq, a predicted model, not a curated record
GCCUCCCGCCUGCCCGGCCCCGCCCGUUCCCGGCGCCCUGCCCCGGGCGGCCCGGCGGGCAUGGAGCGGCUGCAGGCGGACGCGGAGGCCCUGGAGGAGUACGCGGAGUACCGGCGAAUUGUAGGUGAUGAUGAUGGAGGAAAGCUCUUUACUCCUGAGGAAUAUGAAGAAUACAAAAGAAAAGUAUUACCAGCUCGGCUACAGAACAGGUUGUAUGUGAGCUGGAGAUCACCAACUGGCAUGGACUGUAAGCUUGUGGGGCCAGAGACACUGUGCUUUUGCACUCACCGGUAUAAACAACACAAAACAGACUACGAGGUGCUUCCCAAGGAGCGCCCUAUCAGUCUGCCCUGCAGAGUGAAGCGCUGCCCGUGCCAGUCCUACCAGUUCGUGCCCCUGAACGGCACCCAGCCCGUCCGCUGCCGCUGCAAGCACUUCGCGGACCAGCACAGCGCCGCGCCGGGCUUUCCCUGCAACUCCUGUUCCAAGUGUUCAGGCUUUCAUAGCUGCUUUACCUGUGCAUGUGGUCAGCCAGCAUAUGCUCAUGAAACAGUUGUGGAAACGAAAGAGGAGCGCUUAGCCCAAGGAAAGCCCGUGGGGCAGGAUGUUCCUUACGCUGCCAUGGGAGGACUGACUGGUUUUAGCUCACUAGCAGAAGGCUACAUGAGGCUUGAUGACAGUGGAAUAGGUACUCCUUCUGCUGAACUUUUAGAAGCCCCCAUUACUAGCAUGGAUCAUCCAUUUCUAAAAGCAUUUCAGGGGCCUUCGAGUUCCACCCAAACCAUGCCACAAAUAGCAGGUAGUUCAAGUGCUACAGGGCAAGUUUCUCAUGGAAAACAAUCAGAAGCUGAUGACAUGGCUUACUUUGAAAAACGCUAUCAAGAACGGCUGAAAAUGGAGAAAGCUGCUAAACAGAAAGAGAGGAAUCCAGUGCCAUCAAAGAAGCCAUGAGAUUAAUAAAUAAAUAUUUAUUAUUUGGCACAUUGUUAAUUAUUGCAUUGAGUAUUUUCCUCUGUGCCUACCCACAUACCUGUAUUUAUUAAUUUAUUUAUUCUGUUUUGUUCCUUUGCUGAAAUUAAUUUUUAAUUAUCUCAUUGUAAUAAAAUUGGUUCUUUAAUCAAUGUGUUUCUAAUUUCCAGGACUAUUACACAGAUACUUCUUUGAAAAUGAAGAAGCAUAUUUAGAGAGUUGCAGUCUGAGGGUUUAAGCUCUGAGAGUUAAAGGUUGGAGAGAAUAACCUUGUAUUUAAAUAUUAGAUUGUAGGAAGGCAAAUAAAAGAUAUGUCUUAGACUUUUAUGAUACAUCUUCUUUAUAUGUAGAGUCCUUUAAACUCAUCUUGGUUAUGGAUUUUAUGUGGUGAGAUUUGUUCUGCUAAUAUUGACAUUUUAAUAUUUUCUUUGUAUCUUUUUCCCCUUUCUUUUGAUUACAUCUCCUCGACAUAAAAUUCAAACAUAUCCUUCUUCUCUCACACUUCUGUAGGCUCUGUUAUUGCCAUCAUAUAAAUAUUUUUAUUUAAAUAUGAUGUUCUGCACACUUGAAAACCCAUUUCCACACUUAUAAGCUACUUGAAGGGAUCCUGCUUGUGUACUUUGUCCCAGAUUCCUCUGGUGUUACUAUUCUCCCAGUUCUGUUUGUCUGUUACUGUCCAUAACAAUUGCUGCACUAAAAUUCUGAACAUCUUAGGUGGAAAUGGGUAUGUUAUUUAUAAUAUGUAAAGCAAUAAUUGCACGCUGUUUGGUACAAAUUUAUUUAUCCAAGAGAUUCAUCAUGUCUAAUCCAACACAGACUGAAUCACCUCAGGGAGAUGUGUUUUUGUCCCUAUUCACAGUUGUGGUAAUGUGUGUUUUAUUGAAGAGUGGACAGGAAAACAUAAAAUUUAGUGAAUGUGUGGUGGAGGAAUACUGCAAAGCAGCACAGCACGAACUUGGUACAGAAUAACUGGCAGAGAGUGCAGCUUAGGAGGCAAAAGCAGAGCCUGGGCUAACUGAUUCUGCUUUGAGAACAGAGAGGUGUAAGUCAGUUUGUUCUUAAAAAUACCUGGAGGUGUGUCUCGGACUGGAGGCUUUACAGGAGAUGUGUGUACUGAGACUUUACAGCAAGAAUUGGGAGAAGCCUACAAAGCUUUGUUUCCCAUUGGAGAGAAUGUGCCUGAUGUGCAAAGGAAAAGAAAUGAGUUUGAAGGCAUUCACUGCAGGGCAACUUGGUUUUUGUUCAGAUAUCACCUGUAGUGUGAAGAUUCACUUUUAAGAGAGCCUUUUACCUUUAACUCUGACCUAUAAUGCCAUUACUACAGAUGCCAAUCAGAGAGGCUAACCUGUUACUUUAAUUUAAAUGCAUGAUACAUCAAAGUGUCUAAUGUUUUAAUGUUACCUUUACUGUUAAAUUCUACAGUUACAUCCUGCUUUAGCCUAAUCAAUGAAAGUACUCAUUUGAGCUCCCUCUUCUGGCCCUGGCAAGAAAUCCAUUCUGUGCAUCCUCUGCUUGGUUUUGAAAAUAAAUGGGAUUUUCACAAUGUAAUCGCAAGAAACCAGCAAAUACAAAUAACAUUCACAAAGAAAAGUGAAAAAAAAAUUCCAUUUUCCAAAGAGAUUAUCACAAGCUUAAUAGUGGUAUUUUACUCUAGUUUCCUACCCUUGAGGGUAUGCAGUUCUCAUAUGCAGUCUGUGUGUGUUGCAGCAAUGAACUUACAGCAAAAUAUUCUUAAAAAGAGAGGUUCUAAUAGUUACAAAAACUUUUAUUUUGUGUUCCUUUUGAUACUGUGAGCAUACGUUUUAGGAAAUAAUGUAUUGUUUUACAUUUUGAGUUGACAAUAUUUGUCUGUUUUAAUGUUAUCUCUGCCAAAUUCAGUCCUACUAAACUGUACUUUGAUCAUCAAAAACAUGUUUUAUUAAAGCAAUUUAAAAAAAUA